AGUUGACCUCACGGAUAGGGAGGAGUGUCGUGGCUUCUUUCCAUUCGAAGCUACGCCAAAGCUUUUCCACCUCACGGAUUCGGAUAUGGCAAGCCAAAAAGCCGCGCCACCCAUUUCUCCACCUCACAGUCACAGGUCAGCGCUCCUUCCCACUUCCUUCAUCGCCAUGGCUGAAUCACAAUACCACACUAGUCAUAACCCUAACCCCUACAAUGCCACAAUUCACAGCAGAAAUCAUUGACUCUGGAAAAUAUUCAUAGGUUAGCAGAGGAUAAAACUUGAACCUAUACUUUUAUCUUCCUCUCCCUCUGUGGAAAUCAUCGACUCUGGAAGAGAUUUUGCGUCGCCAUUUCAAGCAGACCCAGAAAUUGUUCCUGCUAUGGAAAAGCUGCAAAUCCCAUUUUCCAAACCCUAUUCCAGAUUCGGAACCAACCCGGAUCCCCAAUUCGACCGACCCAUCAGAAUCGGUGGUCUGAUCCAGAAACCGGCGGGUAGAGUAAUCAGGCCGAGAAUUAGAAUCCAGGGGCGGCGGCCUAUCCAGCGCGAGGUUUCCGGCGGGAACCCAGGGGAAGUACUAUCGGCGGCGAUUGAGGAGGAGGAAGAAGAAGAAGAAGACGAGCUGUGUCCGGUGGAAUGCGUGAGGGAAUUCAAGACGGACGAGGAACUGCUGAAGGUGAUCGAGAAAUCAAAGGCGACUGGGGCGCUUGUGGUGGUGGAUUUCUACAGGACUUCGUGUGGGAGCUGCAAGUACAUCGAACAGGGGUUUUCCAAGCUCUGCAAGGGUUCCGGCGAAGAGGGCUCUCCCGUCAUCUUCCUCAAACACAAUGUGAUUGAUGAAUACGAUGAAGAAUCCGAGGUUGCGGACAGACUUAGGAUCAGGGCGGUGCCGCUUUUCCAUUUCUACAAAGAUGGGGUGUUGGUGGAAGCAUUUCCCACCAGAGACAAACAGCGGAUUACAGAGGCCAUUCUUAAAUACACGUCUUCAUCUUCUCCAUCAGCUCAAGAAACUUGAUGCAAGUUCAGACUGCAACGUAUAUGGCCCAUUUGUAAAAAAAAAAAAAAAAAAGAGUCUCUUAUUUUAGCAUUUUGAAUGAUAAAUGCAGACAUUAGAGGGUAUGAGCUUGAUUCUGCAUCUACCCAAUUCUGGAACCAGAACUGAAGCAACUCUAAUCCUGAUGCUGUAUGGAUUGGAUAUAUGUACUUCAAUGUUCAAUAUACCAGGAGAUCAAAUGAAUAGAAAAAUAAGACGGGUUUAGAAUCUUGGUGUCAACAAUCACCAUUGUAACGGAAAAUGGUAGUAAUGUCGUCAAGCCUGGUAGAAAUCUGUUCUAUGUGUGUGGAGUUGAAGUAUUAGUGUCACUGGAUGAGGUCCAGGGCUUCAAACAAGUUGCUCUUAUUGAG
Linum tenue is the source of this 1401-nucleotide messenger RNA. NCBI's taxonomy places the organism in Eukaryota, Viridiplantae, Streptophyta, Magnoliopsida, Malpighiales, Linaceae. The record is from the annotation of a GenBank genome assembly.